UACGUUUGACCAUGUACGACUCCAGAUGUGGACUGUUGUGCAUGUUUCAUCGCAGUGCACAGUGGAGUCUGUCAGUACAGUCUACAAGUGUCCACUGACAUCCUCCCUCAGAAUAACUCAGCUAUAUGUAGCCGGUCUUAAUCCCUAAAACGGGUGCUUCAGUCGUCUCUGCCAGCUCAUCUGUGAAAGUACUGCACUGAGACACAAAGUACAACAGCAGGAUAACAUGCAGAUUAACUACGGGAGUCAUCAUCAGAGGAACCCGCUCAUGUCUGCACGAUGCAUCCCUCUGUGCUGUUACUAAGCUGGCUGUGGUGAAAUCAGUAAAGUGGAUCUUUUAUUGCCAUGAGUGCUAAUGCUGCAUCCAGUACAGAACGUGACUCAGAGCACCACACCGAGUUGGCAGAUUUGGUGUCAGCCAUGACUGAAAAUGCCAACCGUAUGACCCCGCCAAAUGGCUACAGGUCUAGUGGCCCACGUACCACUGGCACUCAAAGAUUAUGCCACACAGACAGGAAGAUGUCACUCCAGGAACGAGGAGUUCGUGUGGCCCGGCAACCCACCAUUGAGACUAAGCGCGUAUCCAUCACAGGCGUGGAUGACUGUGUUCAGCUCAACCAGUAUAAGCUGAAGGAAGCGAUUGGGAAGGGAUCAUAUGGAGUUGUGAAGCUGGCUUAUAAUGAGGACUCUGAAGAGUACUACGCCAUGAAAGUUGUUUCAAAGAAGAAGCUGAUGAGACAGUGUGGAUUUUUACGCCGCCUGUCUCCUCAAAGCCAAAAUACACAGACAGAUCCCUUUCCUAAAGCGAUGUUGCCUCUGGAGAGAGUGUACAGGGAGAUUGCCAUCCUGAAGAAACUGGACCACAAUAAUGUUGUUAAACUAGUCGAGGUGCUUGAUGAUCCUGAUGAAGAUGGGCUUCACAUGGCUUUCGAAUUGAUGACAAAAGGCCCAGUGAUGGAGGUGCCAACAGACAGCCCUUUCACAGAGGAGCAGGCUCGUUUUUACUUCAGAGACGUCAUCUUGGGAAUAGAAUACUUGCACUACCACAAGAUCAUCCAUAGAGACAUCAAACCUUCUAACCUCCUGCUGGGGGAUGAUGGGCACGUCAAGAUUGCAGACUUUGGUGUGAGCAAUGAGUUUGAAGGGUCAGACGCCCUCCUAUCAAGCACGGUGGGGACGCCGGCUUUCAUGGCCCCGGAGACCAUGGCCGAACACGAGCAGAGCUUCAGUGGAAAAGCAUUAGACGUGUGGGCAAUGGGAGUCACACUGUACUGUUUUGUAUUUGGGAUGUGCCCAUUCUAUGAUGAAUACAUUGUUUCCCUGCACAACAUGAUCAAGAACAAACCUGUAGAGUAUCCAGAAAUGCCAUUCAUAAGUACAGAACUAAAGGAGAUCAUUGAACGGAUGCUUGACAAAAAACCCGAAACAAGAAUCACCAUCCCUGAAAUUAAGCUCCAUCCAUGGGUAACGGAGAACGACUCCAACCCUCUUCCACUAGAGGAGGAGCACUGCGCUGCUCUGGAGGUCACUGAGGAAGAGGUGCAGAACAGUGUCAAACUCAUCCCAAGACUUUCCACUGUGAUUUUGGUGAAGUCAAUGCUGAGGAAGCGCUCUUUCAGUAAUCCUUAUGAGUGUCAGGCCAGAAGGGCCAAAAGGUCCAUGUCCGCCCCCGGAGGCCUUCUUACUGGUUCUUGGUGUUUAUCUGGGUCUUCGCCUCUUCCUCGUCCUUCUUUGAGCAAAUGCAGCAAUGAGGGAAGCAGAGACGGAGAGUUGGAGGACCUAUAUGAAGAUGACACAUUCACAGAGUAAAAAAAAUGAAAAUCCGAAAAAAAAAAAAAUUCUUCUUUAUUUCUGUCUGCAGAGUUCUUGCUUUUACUUCUGACUUGCUCUGAUUCGUGUCCAUCCACA
Molecule: messenger RNA, 1908 nt
Organism: Thalassophryne amazonica
Lineage: Eukaryota; Metazoa; Chordata; Actinopteri; Batrachoidiformes; Batrachoididae
Gene: camkk1b
Product: calcium/calmodulin-dependent protein kinase kinase 1, alpha b
Exons: 17
Coding region: 346-1809 (487 amino acids)
Biological process (GO): protein phosphorylation; CAMKK-AMPK signaling cascade; activation of protein kinase activity
Cellular component (GO): cytoplasm
Molecular function (GO): ATP binding; calcium/calmodulin-dependent protein kinase activity; calmodulin binding
Source: RefSeq, a predicted model, not a curated record